AUGAUUAUACCAUCAACUGAACAAGGUCAACACUUCGCCAAAUCAGUUUCUUUGGGAUGGCAUAAUUCAUUUUCAAUUACUAUUAUUGCUCAUAAAAAAUUCGAUGAUUUUAUAAGGUUCUUAUCUAUAAAUUAUCAAAAACCAAUGGAAAAAAUUUUUAAUGAAUUCAAAUGAUGGUUAAAAUAAACAAAUCUUAGAAAAUAUGAUGAUGAUUCUAUGUUGUUGAUUCAAUGAAUUAUAGAAUUCAAUUGUUUGAAAGAUUAUAAGGAUUAUAUUUCAUUUAUUUUUAAAAGCUUUUUUUAUUUAUUUUACAUUGAACUUUUUUUCUUCUUCAUCAAUUAAUUAUUUAUUCAUUUUUUUUGUUCUUGAAUAAAUACUUCGAAACAAAUAUUCAUUAAUUCAUAUUUUAACGAUUGCAAAAUCGAUAUUUUGAAAUAAAAACAAGAAAUUUCUCUAUAUAAUGUACUGAAUAUAUAUACAAAAUAACAUAGUGAUAAAUAAGUAGAAAAUAGAAAUUUUGAAUAGAAACGUUAAUCAUCGUGUUAUUUCAAUAAGCGAAAGCUGAAUUAGUAUUUAUAUGUUUAAAAGAAUAACCAACAUUCAGUUUUAUUUAAACAAUACUUCUAACAAUCAAAGAUUAUUUUAUAACAAAUUAUUUCUUUCACAUUUUACAAACAAGAUUUAAUAUAAUUAAUACUUUUUAAAGUUAAUUCGAUUAGUUUUUCGUAACAGUUAAGAAGAUAAACUAUAUAAAGCGUCAUCUGUUAUGUCUUAGAAUUGUAUUUGUAUCCGACGCUUUAUUUCGAAUAACCAAUAAUUUGUCUCUCUUUCAUUUUACUUUUAUUUUAACUAUAUCGUUUGUUGAAAACAAAGAAACUUUUUAUUAAAAAAAUAAAUAAAUAAUUAUUUAAUAAUAUUUCAGAAAAAAUGACUGAUCGGGUACGAAUUUUGAUUAUUGAAUCAUUUACUUCAAUUCUUUAUGUAAUACGUAAAGAAAUAAAAAUAUCCAAGUCAAAUGCUAAAUAUUGGGUGUGA
Molecule: messenger RNA, 1035 nt
Organism: Adineta steineri
Lineage: Eukaryota; Metazoa; Rotifera; Eurotatoria; Adinetida; Adinetidae
Source: the annotation of a GenBank genome assembly